Hansenula anomala is the source of this 963-nucleotide messenger RNA. It is a transcript of the gene HEM13, whose product is annotated as coproporphyrinogen oxidase. Gene Ontology annotation, molecular function: coproporphyrinogen oxidase activity. The coding region runs from base 1 to 963 and encodes 320 amino acids. Gene Ontology annotation, cellular component: mitochondrial intermembrane space; cytoplasm. The record is from RefSeq and is a predicted model, not a curated record. The transcript has a single exon. NCBI's taxonomy places the organism in Eukaryota, Fungi, Ascomycota, Saccharomycetes, Phaffomycetales, Wickerhamomycetaceae.
AUGUCCUUCCACAACAGUGCCCCAAAUGCCCCAAUAAGAGAACGUAUGGAGAAUUUGAUCCGUAGAAAACAACAAGAAAUUACAAAAGGUUUAGAAACUUUAGAACCAACAACUAGAUUCUUUGCAGAUAGUUGGUCAAGAGGUGAAAAAGCCGGUGGUGGUACCUCAUGUGUGAUCCAAGACGGUGAAACUUUUGAAAAAGGUGGUGUCAACAUUAGUGUUGUUUAUGGUCAAUUACCUCCAGCUGCUGUUGCAAGAAUGAGAGCUGAUCAUAAAAAUUUGAAAGCUCAAGAUGAUGGUAAUGUCCCAUUCUAUGCCUGUGGGUUAUCAAUGGUUAUCCAUCCAAAAAACCCUCAUGCUCCAACUACUCAUUUAAAUUAUCGUUAUUUUGAAACUUGGAACCCAGAUGGAACUCCUCAAACUUGGUGGUUUGGUGGUGGUGCCGAUUUAACUCCAUCUUAUCUUUAUGAAGAAGAUGCUAAAUUGUUUCAUCAAGUUCAUAAAGAUGCAUUGGAUAAACAUGAUUCAAAAUUAUAUCCUCGUUUUAAAAAAUGGUGUGAUGAAUAUUUUUAUAUAAAACAUAGACAAGAAACAAGAGGUAUUGGUGGUAUUUUCUUUGAUGAUUUCGAUGAAAAGGAUCCAGAAGAGAUUUUAAAAAUUGUGGAGGAUUGUUUUGAUGCAUUUUUACCUUCUUAUGUUCCAACUAUUACUAAAAGAAAAGAUACUCCAUUCACACCUGAAGAGAAAAAUUGGCAACAAUUAAGAAGAGGUAGAUAUGUUGAAUUCAACUUGGUCUUGGAUAGAGGUACUCAAUUUGGAUUACAAACUCCAGGUUCAAGAGUGGAGAGUAUUUUAAUGUCAUUACCAGCUACUGCUUCUUGGGCUUAUGAUCAUCAUCCUGAAAAGGGGUCAAGAGAAGAUCAAUUACUAGAAGUGUUGAAGAACCCUAUUGAAUGGGUCUAA